Vicia villosa (hairy vetch) is the source of this 804-nucleotide messenger RNA. RefSeq lists its product as uncharacterized. The transcript has a single exon. Lineage: Eukaryota; Viridiplantae; Streptophyta; Magnoliopsida; Fabales; Fabaceae. The record is from RefSeq and is a predicted model, not a curated record. Bases 1 to 804 code for a protein of 267 amino acids.
AUGAACUUACAUGUCACGCAUUUAGAAGAAGAGAUUAUCAAAUUGAGGGAUCAAGUUGAGAAGGGUGAAAACCAGGUUGAUGAGUUGUCGGAAGAAUUGAAGUUGAAAGAGGAAGAGUUGCGUAGUCUGAGAGAGUUUUCUGAAAAAGAGAUUUACAAGUUGAAGGCUCAAAUUGAGGAAAGUGAGACCAAAAAACAUGUUCACGAGAUUUCAAAUUUGGUGGAACAGCUAGAGAUGGCUAAUGAAAAGCUCAAAACAUCAGAAGAUGAAAAUGCAGUUUUGAGGAAGGAGCUUGAGAGUAAGGCAUGUGAGACUCAUCAACUGCAAGGUCAGCUUAUAGAGGCAGAAGAAAAUAUGGCUGAAUCAGAUUUGGAGUUAGUUUCAGGGAGAAAGCAUAUUCAAAUACUAGAAAACUUGGUUGUGAUAUAUGAGCAAGAGGUGCAAACUUUGAAGUCUAAAAUGGUUAAUUCACAGAAUAAAUUCUCUUUGGAGAAAGAUGAGUUGCAUUUUGAUAUUGCAAGUUUGUUUAAAACAAAAAUAGAACUGACCUCUACAUUGGCCGAUUGCGAGUAUAGAAAGAGCGAAUUGGAAGGCAAAUUAAGGCAAUAUGAAGCUGAAAAGUUGAAGCAAGAAGAACUACAUGCUACUACUCAAAAAGAACUUCGCUGGAGAUUGCAAGAUUUAGAAGCUAUAACUAAGGAGCUAUGCAUGGUAAUGAUUGAAAGAGAUGAAGCCAAUGCCAAAAUUGAUAGGCUUGAGGCUGAGAUAUGCACCCUCAAGAUUGAUAGGAGUGGAUUUCUAUAA